GCAGAGGCCGCGGUCAUGGCCGGCUCGAUGGAGUCGUUGCUCCGGCAGCGCCGCUGCCUCUACAAGAGUUCCCGAGCCCCGCCAUGGAAGGAGACCUACCGGCAGCGCUGCGUGGAGAGGUUAAAGAACAGCAGGGCCAGGCUGUUAGACCGAUACCGCCACGUGGGAGAGAAUGCUGCCGCGGGUGGUGGAACGAGGAACUCCCUUCUGGUACAGGAGGUGAUGGAGGUUGAGUGGCAGGCCUUGCAAUCAGCGGACACACAGCUGCCGUCUCUCCGGAUGAAAGACACUUCCCUCCACGUUCUGGAAGACUCUGAUGAACUAGCAGUGUUGGAGGAAAUCCAGAAAGAGCUGAUUUUGCAAGAACAGCUGGCUAUAGAGGAAUACGAACAAAGCCUACGGUUUGACGAGGAGUGCCUCAACGCGAUGCUCGAGGGCUUAGAUGCUGAACGCAAAGUGAUCUGUCCAAUUUGCCGAAGGAAUAACCUUGCCAUUAUGAGUCACGUGGUCACCUGUACCUGCGGACUGUGCAUCGGCAUACAGGGGAUGACCGAAGAGACGCUUCAGUCGCUGCUGGGAGAUGGGGUAACAGCGCACGGCCAGCACUGUCAGCACAGUCCUGAAUUUUCUGUAACUAGCGGGAUGGAUGGAGAAGCCAACCUUCUCAUGAGUUGUCAGGUUUGUGAUUUCUUGGCAGUCAUUCUGUAACCCACGCUUCGCUGCACUAUCUUCUGGGAAAGAUGCUGC
Euleptes europaea (tarantolino) is the source of this 747-nucleotide messenger RNA. RefSeq names its product RPA interacting protein (gene RPAIN). Gene Ontology annotation, cellular component: PML body; nucleus. Lineage: Eukaryota; Metazoa; Chordata; Lepidosauria; Squamata; Sphaerodactylidae. Gene Ontology annotation, biological process: protein import into nucleus. The transcript is spliced from 7 exons. The coding region runs from base 16 to 708 and encodes 230 amino acids. The record is from RefSeq and is a predicted model, not a curated record.